Messenger RNA from Papaver somniferum (opium poppy), 1534 nucleotides. RefSeq names its product putative hydrolase C777.06c. Lineage: Eukaryota; Viridiplantae; Streptophyta; Magnoliopsida; Ranunculales; Papaveraceae. The record is from RefSeq and is a predicted model, not a curated record. The transcript is spliced from 10 exons. The coding region runs from base 77 to 1048 and encodes 323 amino acids.
AUUCGGAUCGUUGGUUUUCUCCAUUUUUAUACCUCCAGUCCAGACUGAAAACGAUUCGAACUUUUAAGGCAUAAAAAUGGAGAUUCCAAGAGAAAAUGGGAAUUCAUACGUAAUUGAUGAUGAUCAUCAUAGUUCAUUGAUAUUUCUGGGAACUGGUUGUUCAAGUGCAGUUCCAAAUUGUAUGUGUUUGAUUCAACCUUCAAAUCCACCUUGCGCUGUUUGUUCUCAAUCACUUUCAAUCCCUCCUGAGCUUAAUCCUAAUUACAGAUGCAACACGUCUCUUCUUAUUGAUUAUUGCAAUGGAGAUGGUGGACACAAGUAUAUAUUGAUUGAUGUUGGAAAAACAUUUAGGGAGCAAGUACUUCGGUGGUUCACUCACCAUAAGAUUCCUCGUGUGGAUUCCAUAAUUUUGACCCAUGAGCAUGCUGAUGCAGUUCUUGGCCUGGAUGAUAUACGUGCAAUCCAACCAUUUAGUCCUACAAAUGAUAUUGCUCCAACUUCCAUUUACCUAAGCCAGUAUGCAAUGGAGAGCAUAGAAGUAAAAUUUCCCUACCUGGUUCAGAAAAAACUUAAAGAGGGCCAAGAAGUAAGGCGGGUUGCACAGCUGGAAUGGAAAACUAUUAAAGAGGAUUGUGAGGAAGCAUUUGUCACAUCAGGCCUACAGUUUGUUCCUUUACCAGUGAUGCAUGGAGAGGACUAUGUGUCCUUGGGUUUCCUUUUUGGUGAAAAGUCUAGAGUUGCAUAUGUAUCUGAUGUUUCACGAUUCCUGCCAAACACAGAACACGUUAUCUCUAAGUCCGGAGCUGGACAAUUGGAUCUGCUUAUUCUGGACACUUUGUACAGGACUGGAUCACAUAAUACACACUUUUGCUUCCCUCAGACACUAGAAGCUAUAAAGAGGAUAUGCCCAAAACAAGCUCUGUUAGUUGGAAUGACCCACGAGUUUGAUCAUCACAAGGACAAUGAAUUUCUUGCUGAAUGGUCUAGAAGGGAAGGGAUACCAGUCCAACUUGCUCGUGAUGGUCUCAGAAUACCUAUUCAGCUGUAAUGUGAAAAAAUGUGCAAAAGAAAUUCAACAUUGACUUUUGUUCAAUGUUGUGUUUGUAGGCAGAUGUGGAAAUUUUAAUUGAGUCUUCAGAUGCAGUUUUCAGUCAGUCCAGAGCAGAGAAGUUAUGCUCUUUUACCAAUACUAUCAUUGUUGUAUUUACAUUAUUUGAACAUUAUAAACCAUACACAAUCUGUUAAAAGCUGCUAGGGAAAAGCUCAUGACACUAGUAUGAGGAGAGUCAGAGUUUUGAGCUUGAACUGCCUAAAUUCAGAGGAACUGAAUUAGUUUUUCAUUCAGUUGUCUGACGGGGAAGAGAAAUUUCAGAAUCAACAAAUAUCUGUUACAUUUUGAAGGGGUAAUUGUAUACCGUGUUCUAUAAUUCUGUUCUACGAACGGUUUAGUUGUGCCCUGAUUAAUACAUUUUGAAUCAUUCGGGGUCGGGCUAUGAGAUGAAUUUUAUACUUUAUCUUCUCUGUUCAUUUUGUA